Colletotrichum graminicola M1.001 is the source of this 564-nucleotide messenger RNA. RefSeq lists its product as uncharacterized. The record is from RefSeq and is a predicted model, not a curated record. The transcript is spliced from 4 exons. Lineage: Eukaryota; Fungi; Ascomycota; Sordariomycetes; Glomerellales; Glomerellaceae. Bases 1 to 564 code for a protein of 187 amino acids.
AUGGCCAGUAACCCGAAAGACCAGUCCCAAUUCCGUCGACGACGAACCACGGAGGACAGAGUUCGGAAUGCAUUGAACAACGGCGUGACGCCCUCCUUCUUCCGCUGGGUCAUGCAGGCGCACCCCCAGUCCGGCCUCCUACCUAACGAUGCUACGAUUGAUUCAAAAGACGCGACGGACAUCGAACCCUUCCGAUAUGUUCGUGGCACCAGGGCUGACUACCCCUUUGAUAUACUAGAUGACGACGAUAAAGAAUGGCAACAAGGCUUGACUGCCGACGACCUGGCUGGGGCCAAAAAGGACAUUCUUCCGAGCUAUAAUGCGAACGACCCCAACAAGCUCUAUCGUACCAAGCGCCGUAUGGACUUGAUAGUUACAAGGAACGCGCGUGGAAGAGCCCCUCAGCAGCGAAACGGUUACGACUGUGGUCUCCAUGUUAUCCGCAACGCCGAGAUAGCUACGCGCCCCGCCGGCGUCGACGCCGACCUCCCCGCCCCACCUGUUGAGCCGGACUUGCUACGAGCGCACUACCGCAAGAUGGUCAAGGACAUGACCGUUGGUUGA